This is a messenger RNA of Alligator sinensis (Chinese alligator), 2507 nucleotides long. It is a transcript of the gene TCTN2, whose product is annotated as tectonic family member 2. Gene Ontology annotation, cellular component: MKS complex. The transcript is spliced from 17 exons. Bases 502 to 2334 code for a protein of 610 amino acids. NCBI's taxonomy places the organism in Eukaryota, Metazoa, Chordata, Crocodylia, Alligatoridae. Gene Ontology annotation, biological process: protein localization to ciliary transition zone; cilium assembly; smoothened signaling pathway. The record is from RefSeq and is a predicted model, not a curated record.
AUUUUUUAAACCAUUCAUUUUUCAAAUGACACAUUGGUAAACAUUGGUUUAAAUCUUAAUUCACUUCCAGUCCCGGACGUAAUUGGAAGUAUGGUUACAUACCCUGUUAUAAUUGCGUUGGCCCUGUGCUUCAUUCGUUACCAACCCCGGCGCUUGAAAGAACUGCUGCUGAUCCGAGAAGGUUUUGAUUCUAAAGUGGGCUUUGCUCAGAGCUCCUUUGACUCUGGGGCUCUGCAGAGGUAUAGUGAGUUUGUCCGUGUGGCACCAGUUGUAACAAUGGGAUUGAAUUUUUUUUUAUUUUGCCCUGAAGAGAGUGCUUAACAGUAAGGUAACAAGUUUUAACACACUUUUUUUGGAAUUUAGGAUUCUUGCCACUUUCAGACUGCAGUGGGAAUAGAAGGGCUGGUGACUGGAGUUUGAAUGUAACACCUGGCGUGCUGAUUGGUACCAUCCUAGCUGGAAGGAAGAACCACGCUUGCUGUCACGUGCCUGCAGCUUGUGAUGGUCAUCAAAAUCUUUUGCAAGGAUGCUUCCGAAGUGACAGUGAGUGUGACCAGAAACCUGCAGUUGUGUUUGCUCAAUACUACUGAUUGCUGCACAGAGCCCCUCUGUAUUAUUGAAACUCUUCAAGUUUCUGCUUGCCGUGAUUCCAAAAUGCUGGCAUAUCUCCUGAUUCAAGCUGAAAUAUAUGCCAACUCUUCUUUUAUGGGAAACGUGUCGGAAAAUGCAUCAGUCAUUCCAAACCAAGUGUAUCAGCCUUUAGGCUCUUGUCCUUGUGACCUGACAGCUGGAGCCUGUGAUAUUCGCUGCUGCUGUGAUGAGGAAUGCUCCUUGGACUUGAAACAGUUGUUCAGUGGAUCCUGUUUCACCGGAGUGUUUGGUGGGAACGUAAACCCGCCUUUUGACCAGCUAUGCUCUGUUCAGGCAGUGCACAAUGUUCCUGACUGGUUUCCUUUCUUGUGUGUACAGUCUUCCCUUGACAAUACACCCUUUCUUGGUUACUUCUACCAUGGCUCUGUUUCUCCAUCCCAGGUUUUUUCAUUCAAGAUCCCUUUACAAACUGUUCCUGAAAAGCUUUCUAAUGGUUACAGACAAGGAGAUCCAAUUAUGACAAAAGAAAAUGAUUAUUUCACAGUUCCUCAGCAGUCCAUGGCUGGACAGUGCGUUGAAAAUAGCCCGGUAGCAUUCCUUCAGAACUUUGAUGCUACUUGUCUUACUAAUCUAGCUUUGUACCAGGAACAAUCCUCUUUUACCCAGAUGAUAAACAAUGGUGCUGGAGACAUGAUACAACCAAAUGUGGUCUUUGAGAAUGUCACAGAUGUGUACAGCUUCAUCACUCGGAUAGAAGACGCUCAGCCGACAGGUUCCUGUAAAAAAGAGACCUUUGCAGAAUAUUAUACAUUCACAUGGAAAGACAGAACAGUACAAGAAGUAAAUGUUACAGUUCUCACUGGAGAGUUGUGUGAUGGAGAACUGUUGACUCGGAGAUUCACAGUAAACUUUGUCAGUGAAAAUAGUACUGCUACAACAGAACUCUCUGGGAAUCCAGGUUAUCAAGUUGGCAAACCUGUUAGAGCUGUAAAUAUGAGCUCCUUGGAUCCUGCCACUCUAAACCUUUGGCAGCCAGUUGGCAGCAGUUUGUGUACACCAACUUUUACACCUGUUCUGUUUGGAAUAAAUUCACUGUCUGGAUGCAUUUUAGAAGUUGAUAUGAAUGAAGAUUGCAAUUGGUUAAGGGAGAAAACAACUGAAAGACUUAACUCAUUGGUACCAGCUACUCAUGUUGGAAAGAGAGGCAACUCCAAUUACAGUGUUCCAAACGACUGGGUGAAAAUAAUACGUUUGGAUCCCUUUAACCCUAAAACCAAUGCAAGUGUUGGAAAUCUGGAAGGGGUAUGCCAGGAUAUUCCAGCUAAUCUGAAUAUUCGCAUAAUCACUGCUGACGUUGGAGCAAUAGAAGGGAUUCCACAGCAAGAGAUACUUGGCGUACAGAUCAGUUUCUCAACUGUGACAUGGCAAUUCCAGUGUGGGAUUAUCUGUGAAAAUAAGCCCAGUUACUUUCCUAUCACUGUGUCAGUGCAGUUUAUUAAAGUACCAGCUCAACCACCAAUUCCAAAGACAAGGUUUCAGAUUAAUUAUACAGAAUAUGACUGCGAUCGAAAUGAAGUUUGCUGGCCACAGCUUCUGUAUCCAUUGACACGGUACUAUACAGGAGAACCAUACUCUCAGUCUCUUGCUAAAGGCUUGGUACUGGUGUUCUUCUUGCUCCUUGCAGUAAUUCUGAGUAAUCCUUGGAGUAAGCUCCUGAUAAUGUGGGAUCACACUUCACUUUAAAAUUGGGCUGCAAAGAGAAACAUUUUGUAAAUGCAGGUUUUUAAUGCUGGUAUUAAACUAGUGUUUGUACAGGUACUUCUUUGUAAAAUUUGUGAAAAAGUAUUUCUGGACUGUACAUAUGUUUUUUUAUAGUUAUAUAUGACAUGUAAAUUAAAAAUGCCACUUGUACAGAA